AUUGAACAUACACUCCAAAAUGGAAGAGUCGAUUUUAGCUUCUUUAACCAAGACUGUACCCAAGACCAAACCUACUAACAUCAAGAUUCCCUCAGAAGCUACUAAAGGGGAUAAAGUGAAGGCUUUUGAGCCAUCUGCUUCUAAAAAGAAGUUUUCUCUUAUUAAAAAGCUCACAAAAUGCUCUAUUACUGAAAAUGAAAUCGCAAGCGUUUUCUCUGAAAUAGAAUCAGUCCCUGAAACUGACUCAAAUGAAAAUCUUGAAGCAUGAAGGAAGUAUCUCUCUGACCUAGGAAUACCCGAAGAAGAGUCCUUAAGGUUUUACUAUUAUUCCCUCGUAUUGAAACUUCCAGUUACAAAGACAUUCAUGGUCAAUGAACUAGUGGCUUUACAAGUUGAUCUGUCUAAUAUUCUCCAAACAGUUUACCUUUUGCUGCUACUUAAGGUUGACGAAGAAAGAGCUGUUGAUAAAUAUUCAAAGUUCCUUCUAAUCGCUCAUGACAACCUCUUGACCUGGGUAGAAGUUCUAAUGGAAGCUUCUCUGAUGAAUAACAUUAUCAAAAAGGGAACAGAGCAAGGAAACAACUUUAUUAUCACAAAGAUUUCAGAUUUAGUGACCAAACUAGCAGAGCAACAGGACCUCAUCCUUAACGCUAAGUAUAUGCUACAGAAUAUGUGAAUGAACCAGGGUAUUAGCUUGCCCAAGUCAGGAGAUCCCUCUAAAGUACUUAUCAGCGACAAUUCUGUGAUCAUUGAAGAAAAUCAAUAAUUCUAGAGCCUCAAUUAUAAGAUA
Moneuplotes crassus is the source of this 790-nucleotide messenger RNA. Lineage: Eukaryota; Ciliophora; Spirotrichea; Euplotida; Euplotidae. The record is from the annotation of a GenBank genome assembly.